AAAAAAAAAAAAAAAAAAGAAAAAAAAGCCGGUUAAUAGGCUAGUUCACUUCUGACUCGUACAAUGAUCCUAGGACAACACUGUUGAACUGUUGUUUCCCAUCUAUCAUCAAUGGAUGUUGGUGUCGUGUUACGAACUAUGUAUGACUUUUGCAUUCCUGUCCAAAACUUAGCAUAAGACAACGGCUAAAAAUUUCCAAUAUUACAAAAAACCCCGUCACUUAAUUUUUGGUCGAGAUAAACGCCAAAUGCAAUUCAUGCUGAAAACGAAAAAAAAAAAAUCCAGACCCAAAGCUUCCACCAUCGCUAGUCAUCUCAGGCUUUUCAUCUGAUUACUUGCUAUUGAAAUGGGGAAAUUCACAGGAAAGAGACCCGCAGUGAAAACAAAGAGUGCUGCAAAGAAAAAGAAAGAACCAGAGACCUUUGAUGAGUUUAUGGAAGAGGCGAUCAAUAGUGAAGAACAAGGCGAUCGCUACCAAACCGGAGAAAGAGCUGAACGUCACUAUAAUAGAGCGGCUACCAUGUAUGGGAAGGCUUUUGAAUUGAAUAAUACGGAUGCUGACUGUGUCUAUAAUUGGGGUCGUAUCCUAUUCAUCUUGGUCAACUUCUUACCUUCUCAUGUAUCGCCUGAGGAAAAGCUUGAAAGAGUCGAGCGAUCUAUCGAAAAGUUUAGACAAGCUUUAACGUUAGAGCCUGAUAAGACAGACGCUCAAUUCAAUUUAGCCCAAGCACUACAUCAGAAAUCAGAAAUACUACAAGAUACCACGGAAAUUAACAAUGCUUACGGGGCUUCAGCAAUGGCUUUGCAGGAAGCCAUCAGUCUAUUUGACAACGUAUAUAGUCUACAGGAGAAGGAAUAUUUGGAACUGACAACGCAGAAAGUGGAUCAAGAGGACAAAGAACAAGGAGAACAAGGCGAGGAAAUCAAAAAACUAAAAGAAUUAAGUAUAAAAGAGGAGGAUGCUCAUCACGACCCUGAUCCUCCCGAGCCUGAAGAAGCACCGUCAAGCACCGGCUCUUCUAGAAGCACGACGCCAGCACAAUUCACAACAGUAACAGCGGUGGAGGCAACCACUGCCUACUCUUUGAUUGAAACAUUACUCUCCACGGCCGAGACAAUGACGACCAUGGCAUCCAUGCUGGCUGCGUUUUCAGCUUCCAUGGAUCUCUUCAGCCGAGCCAAAUCAAAAUUAGCUCUUGCCGAAAAGUGGCUAGCCAAAGCCAGCGAUGAAACAGGCAAUGAUCCCGAGAAAGAAAAGCAGCAAAAGACAGCGCGUAUCCAGAUUCAUUUGAAGGAAGCGGCUACUUAUGCAGCGAUGGCAGACCGAACCUUCCUCGCGUCUGGCACAGUAGAGGGUUCAUUAUUCGAAAGAGCCAUCGAACGACUGAGCGAAGUCAUCGAACAGCAUGAUGCACGCAACGUAGAAGCCAUGUGCGAUCGUGGUGAUAUCUACACGAGUUAUGGACAAACCAUCUGCGAGUGUAUACACAAGAAAAAAGCUUCGCUUGAUCCUGACAGAGAAGGAAAAGAAGUAUGGCAGCUGUAUGCUUCAGCCACCAAGUCCUUCCAAGCAGCUCUGCAAUUGGAACCUAAAAAUCUACGUAUUCUCAACAAAAUGGGCGAUCUCAGUUUAAUUCGUGCCAGACUGGACCUACCGAUUGCCGAACGUAACAAGUUGCAGUUGUUGAAGAACGCAGCAUUCUAUUUCAAACGCGCAGUAGAAAUAGACAAGGAAGUGCUGACCAGUGGCUACCUUGGAUGGGCGAUGAGCGAAUGGGCGCUAGAGGAAUGGGCUGAGAUAGCUCAUAAAAAAGAAGACGCACUCAAGAUUGUUCGUGUGUGGGUGAAGCGUGGUGGAUCAGGUCAUUUGUUCAGAAGCUUAGCGGAGGAUAAUGAAACCUGGGACGAAGAAUUCGUGGAAUUUAUCAUAGAAAACUUGUUUACCACUGAUAGUGAGGAUUCAGAGUAGAUGGCCUUAUUGAUUGUAGAUAAUACUAGGC
This is a messenger RNA of Mycotypha africana, 2000 nucleotides long. RefSeq lists its product as uncharacterized. Lineage: Eukaryota; Fungi; Mucoromycota; Mucoromycetes; Mucorales; Mycotyphaceae. Gene Ontology annotation, molecular function: protein binding. Bases 347 to 1969 code for a protein of 540 amino acids. The record is from RefSeq and is a predicted model, not a curated record. The transcript is spliced from 3 exons.